CACCGCUCCCGUUCGUUUUCAUCCAUAGCCAAAUCCACCGUCGGCGCGGACUGCAUCCUCACAAGCCCCCACCUCCGCGAAGGCCACCGCACCGGCCGCCAGGCCUCAAGCACGCGCCUGCCCGGCGCACGUCAAAACCCACCGCCCCCGAACCAAACGCGCACCCUCGCGUGGGUGCUGGCCGAGGAGGCCACCAUGAAGCCGCGGGCGCUCCUGGAGCGUCUCGUCCGACCCUUCUCUUCCUCGCGCCGCGACCGGGCCGCCUCAGAGUGCGCGCGGCGGGAGGAGGAGGCGGACCUGGAGGCGAUCGCGGCGCGGGAGCAGCGCGCGUUCCGGUACGAGACCCUGUCCGCGGCGACGAGCGGGUUCGCGGAGAAGAACCAGCUCGGGCAGGGCGGGUUCGGUCCCGUGUACCGCGGCCGGCUGGAGGACGGGCGGGAGGUGGCCGUGAAGCGGCUCGGCGCCGGGUCGCGGCAGGGCACGCGGGAGUUCCGGAACGAGGCCACGCUGCUGUCCCGCGUGCAGCACCGGAACGUGGUCAACCUGAUCGGGUACUGCGCGCGCGGCGCCGACGACAAGCUCCUCGUCUACGAAUACGUCUCCAACGAGAGCCUCGACAAGAUCCUCUUCUCCUUCUCCCCCGGCAACCCCCGCAGCAGCAGCGACGAAGGCCGGUCACGGCGCGCGGAGCUGACAUGGCCGCGGCGGCACGAGGUGGUGGUGGGCGUGGCGCGCGGCCUGCUGUACCUCCACGAGGACGCGCACACGCCCAUCAUCCACCGCGACAUCAAGGCCAGCAACAUCCUCCUGGACGAACGGUGGGUCCCCAAGAUCGCAGACUUCGGCAUGGCCCGGCUCUUCCCUGAGGCCGGCGACGGUUACUCCCGCGUCCACACCCGCGUCGCCGGAACCAACGGCUACAUGGCGCCGGAGUACCUAAUGCACGGCGACCUCUCCACCAAGGCCGAUGUGUUCAGCUACGGCGUCGUCGUCCUCGAGAUUGUCUCCGGGUCCAAGAACUCCGCCUUUGUCCCGCCCCUCGAUUCCGAGGCCGACAAUCUUCUCGAAUAUGCGUGGAGGCUGUACAGGAAGGGUCGGAGCCAGGAGCUGCUUGACCCCACCGUGAAAUCGUCGGCGGUGCCGGAGCAGGUGGAGCUGUGCGUUCGCAUCGGGCUGCUGUGCGUGCAAGCCGACCCGCGGCUGCGGCCGGACAUGAAGCGCGUUAUGAUCAUCUUGUCCAAGAAGCAGAGCACGCUCGAGGAGCCGACGCGGCCAGGGGUGCCCGGGUCGCGGUACCGGCGGAGGUCCCACGGUCUGCGUGGUUCGCACUACUCCGCCGGGUCUUCGUCCGGCACCAGCUCGCCGUCGACGUCCGCGACGUCGCACGCGUCGGCGUCGGCGUCGGCGUCGGCGUCGAACGCGAUGACAACUUCGAGCACACACACCAUGAUGAGCCAGGGCUUGCCCUCGCACCGAGAAGAGCAGGAGUAGCAGCAGCGCGAGCUCAACUGUACAUUCGUCAAUUCGUUUGCCGUCUCGUUUUCCGUCUGCUGUUUGUGCUAAGAUUGUAGAUCUAUACUAGCGGAUCUAAAAAAUCUCAGUCAUCCAUCCACCUAGAUCAUACAUCCAAAAAUGCUUUAAUG
Messenger RNA from Phragmites australis (common reed), 1643 nucleotides. Its product is annotated as cysteine-rich receptor-like protein kinase 43. Gene Ontology annotation, molecular function: protein kinase activity; ATP binding. Bases 196 to 1491 code for a protein of 431 amino acids. Gene Ontology annotation, biological process: protein phosphorylation. Lineage: Eukaryota; Viridiplantae; Streptophyta; Magnoliopsida; Poales; Poaceae. The record is from RefSeq and is a predicted model, not a curated record. The transcript is spliced from 3 exons.